Molecule: messenger RNA, 1395 nt
Organism: Balaenoptera musculus (blue whale)
Lineage: Eukaryota; Metazoa; Chordata; Mammalia; Artiodactyla; Balaenopteridae
Gene: CCNI2
Product: cyclin I family member 2
Exons: 4
Coding region: 471-1349 (292 amino acids)
Biological process (GO): regulation of cyclin-dependent protein serine/threonine kinase activity; mitotic cell cycle phase transition
Cellular component (GO): cyclin-dependent protein kinase holoenzyme complex; nucleus; cytoplasm
Molecular function (GO): cyclin-dependent protein serine/threonine kinase regulator activity
Source: RefSeq, a predicted model, not a curated record
UUGUAUCCAGUUUGGGGCUAUUACAAAUAGUGCUGCUGUGAACAUCAUGCCUUUUGGUGCACACACAUGCAUUUCUGUUGGACAUUUACUUAGGAGUGGAUUUGCUGGGAUUUCCAUAUAUUCUACUCGUGUUUAUUGUCUGUUUCCUGACUAGAAUAUAAGUUCCACGUCUAUUCUAUUCACUGUUAUGUCCCAGCGCCUAACGCAUUGCAGGGCUUCAAUAAAUUCCCUUCUCCAGGGUGGCGUGGUCACCAGCUGCUUCAUCCCGGGCUAGGGACUCCGCUCGGGACUCUGCGCCUGGGGCGCGGGCUUUGGGUGGGGAAAGAGGCGCCCAGUGGAGGGACGUGGGGGUGGAGUAAGAGCCCGCCCCGCCCCGCCCGGUCCCGUGGCAGCCCCAGCUGCAAGUCCCGGGCGCUGGGUUAGAAAAAGCCGGCCUAAGCCGGGACCCAGACCCGGGAUCUGGCGUUGCCAUGGCUUCCGGCGGGCGGCCCGCGCCGGAGACGUCCGCCUCGGAGAUAAGAUCCAUCCGGCGUCCAGGUGAGAGUCCGGACGAAAGUCUGGGCGAAACAGUCCUUCGCUGUCUUCUCCCUCCGCCUCCGUGGAACGUCUCUCUCCCCGCGGCGAUCCGGAGAAGUUUCCCGGAGGCUUGCCUGCGCGGAGCGGUCAGUCUCCCGGAGCCGUCGUGGACCAGACUCAUGCGGGGGGCAAUGCGGCCUCGGCCAGCUGCGCGCCCCGCCCCCGGCGCCGCUCUGGGGCCACCGCCCCCGCCGCCCCCAGUUCCCAGCCGGCCCGGGCUGGUGCCGAGCGAGUGGGGAGGCGUCCUGGACGAGCUGCAGCUGGAUGCCCACCUGACCCAGGCCCAGGGCCGCGAGGCGCGCCUGUGGCUGGGGGGCCGACUCCAGGUGGAGAUUUGCGAAGCUUUCCAGGAAGUCGUGUUGGGGCUCCUGAGAGUUGAGAACAUCUUUGACUUCUCCCAGACCACUUUUAACCUGGCUCUCACUAUCUUCAGACGCCUCAUAGUUUCAGUAAAGAUAAAAAAGUGUUUACUCCAUUGUGUUACAAUUACUUCCUUGAGACUUGCUGCAAAAGUUAAUGAAGAAGAGGAGUUAAUUCCACGCAUAAAAGACUUCAUAAAGCACUACGGCUCUGGCUAUUCCCCGAAUGAGCUGCUGAGGAUGGAGCUGGCUAUUUUGGACAAACUUCACUGGGACCUCUACAGUGGGACACCGCUGGACUUCUUGACCAUAGUAAGUACGAGUCUACCCUGGACUCAUUGUGCCUUUAGAACAGCUGUUCACAACGUAGGAUGGCAAAGCACACGUCCUUGCACAUGCAGCACAGUGAGGUGACCCACAAGGCUCACAACAUACGGAAGAGUGAAAUGUUGUCUUAAAU